AAACAAGUCAUGCUUCCUGACGAUAAACCUGUAGCCAUGGAGAUGAUGUGUAACAUCAUCCAACAUCGCAAUGGCAACCUUCCUCCACGUCCAACAGCGAUGGAGAUCUAUGAUCUCGCCAUAGCAGCGGAUAAAUACGACUGCGUCAUGGCGACAAGCUUGGCGGCUAGGGCAUGGAUGCAACUGGACUCUGUUUCGAACGCGCAUGAUCUUGGACUAUUCAUGCUUGCUGCAUACAUAUAUGCCUUUCCAGAGAUCUUUUUCCAGGUGACGGCACGGCUCGUCCUCUCCUACAACGGCUCCUAC
Zymoseptoria tritici IPO323 is the source of this 306-nucleotide messenger RNA. RefSeq lists its product as uncharacterized. Lineage: Eukaryota; Fungi; Ascomycota; Dothideomycetes; Mycosphaerellales; Mycosphaerellaceae. The transcript has a single exon. The record is from RefSeq and is a predicted model, not a curated record. The annotation marks the transcript as partial.